Miscanthus lutarioriparius is the source of this 1395-nucleotide messenger RNA. The record is from the annotation of a GenBank genome assembly. Lineage: Eukaryota; Viridiplantae; Streptophyta; Magnoliopsida; Poales; Poaceae.
AUGGCGAGGCGCAAUGAUGGCUGGGGCGACGGCGACGGCGACAAGAUCAAGAUUGGUGUCUGCGUCAUGGAGAAAACGGUGUCGUGUUCUCCCAUGGAACAGAUUCUUGAAAGGCUGCGCGCGUUCGGCGAGUUCGAGCAACUUAAGUUGUAUGGGGUUCCUGUUCCAACCUAUGCUGUUGUCAGAAGAGAGUACCCUAAUCAAGAAUUAAGCUACUUUGUUGAGGAAGAUGAUUUUAUUGAGAUCCAUGGGAAGCGGUUUUGCAAGCCUUUUGUGGAGAAACCCAUUGAUGGUGAUGACCAUAACAUAAUGAUAUACUAUCCUAGCUCAGCUGGUGGAGGAAUGAAAGAACUGUUUCGUAAGGUUGGUAAUCGAUCUAGUGAGUUUUAUCCAUAUGUGAGGAAGGUGAGGCGAGAUGGAUCUUACAUUUACGAGGAGUUCAUGCCUACACGAGGGACAGAUGUCAAGGUUUAUACAGUUGGGCCUGUAUAUGCACAUGCUGAAGCACAGAAGUCUCCAGUUGUGGAUGGGGUUGUCAUGAGGAAUUCUGAUGGAAAAGAGGUGCGCUAUCCUGUUCUAUUAACCCCUUCUGAGAAACAAAUCGCAAGGAGCAUUUGCCAAGCCUUCAGACAAGCGGUGUGCGGCUUUGAUCUUCUAAGGUACUAUGAUGAUGAUGCAUGCAUUCUGAGGAAAAUCUUUCUUGAUGAGAAAGCUCCACAUAUUCCAUCAACCAUUCCUACUAGUCUUCCAUGGAAAAUCAGUGAGCCAGUCCAACCAUCUGAUGCUGUGAGAUGUCGUGAGAGGGGAACUGUUGGAAUAUCUAGGCCAUCAGAAGAGCUGCGCUGUGUCAUAGCUGUUAUACGCCAUGGGGAUCGCACACCAAAGCAGAAGGUGAAACUAAAAGUAACUGAAGAAAAGCUUUUGAAAUUGAUGUUGAAAUACAAUGGUGGAAAGGCCCGUGCAGAGGCUAAGCUUAAAAGCGCUUUGCAGCUGCAAGAUCUAUUAGAUGCAACAAGAAUCCUGGUACCUUUGGAACAUCCAAAGAGAUUCCGUAUAGAGAUGACAUUUAGUCGUGGUGCAGAUAUAAGUUCCUUGGAGAGUGGAGGCAAAGAAUCUAUGCUGCCUGAUGACCACACAAUGCCGAUUAUGGAGCCAGAGAGAUUGCAGGAAGUUGGAUCAUAUAUCACCUUAGACAAAUUUGAUAAAAUGGCUCGUCCAUUUGCAAUGCCAGCUGAAGAUUUUCCUCCAGCUGCUCCUUCUCAACCUUUGCCCGUCCGAUUCUGCAAGGAUAUCGAAUUACAAGCAGGAAAACUGAACCUCCAAUUUAGCCUGGGACAUUCAGCUAUUAGUAAUAAGCUUUCUUCUACUUCUGUGAACAAUCAAUCAGCAGCAUAA